AGAGAGAGAGAGAGAGAGAGAGAGAGAGAGAGAGAGAGAGAGAGAGAGAGAGAGAGAGAGAGAGAGAGAGAGAAGAGGGCAAAGAUAUGGCGAUGUUGGACGUGGACAGCAUUCUCAGGGAUGCUCCUCAUCCCGUUGCUAAGACAAAGAUUGUGUGCACGCUGGGACCGAAGUCGAGGGAUGUGCCCAUGCUGGAGAAGCUGCUGAAGGCCGGGAUGAACGUUGCUCGUUUUAAUUUUUCUCACGGAACACAUGCAUAUCACCAAGGCACGUUGGACAAUCUUCGCCAGGCAAUGAUUAAUACUGAAAUCCUCUGUGCUGUACUUCUUGAUACAAAGGGUCCCGAAAUUAGAACAGGGAAGCUGAAAGAUGGAAAGCCAGUUCAGCUCACACAAGGUGAGGAGGUCAUUAUCUCAACGGACGACAGUCUGGAGGGUGAUGGCGACACUAUCACUGUGAGCUAUAAGUGGCUGCCUAUGGACGUAAAGCGGGGGAAUACUCUUUUCUGUGCGGACGGCACGAUCGCUUUGACGGUUUUGGAAUCCCAUCCCAUACAGGGAACUGUAAGAUGCAGGUGUGAAAACAGCGCAAUGCUCGGCGAGAGAAAGAACGUCAACCUCCCUGGAGUCGUCGUCGACCUUCCUACGAUCGGCACAAAGGACAGGGAGGAUAUCCUUGGUUGGGGUGUCCCGAAUUCGAUUGAUUUCAUUGCGGCAUCCUUUGUCCGCAAGGGGAAGGAUGUCAUCAACAUCAAAAGGAUCCUCGGACCCCGUGCUAGAACAAUAAAGAUAAUCUCAAAGAUAGAGAAUGAGGAGGGCCUCGUCAACUUUGAGGACAUUCUGAGGGAGACGGAUGGGGUGAUGGUUGCCAGAGGGGACCUGGGAAUGGAGAUACCCACCGAGAAGAUCUUCCUUGCACAGAAAAUGAUGAUCAUGAAGUGCAACUCUGCUGGAAAGCCGGUCAUAACCGCGACGCAAAUGUUGGAGUCGAUGAUUACGUCUUCUUGUCCUACUCACGCAGAAGCCACCGACGUGGCUAACGCCGUUUUGGAUGGAACCGAUGCGGUAAUGCUGAGUCGUGAAACGGCGACAGGAACUUAUCCCGAGGAGGCGGUGAAGGUGAUGUCCCGAAUUUGCCGGGAGGCGGAAGCCUCUCUCGACUACGAUGCAAUCUUCAAGGCCAUCAUCAAGGAGACUCCCGUUCCGAUGAGCCCCCUCGAGAGUCUGGCAUUGUCUGCUGCUGGAACUGCUAACAAGGUUGGGGCUUCACUGAUCGUUGUGCUGAUGAGAGGAGGCAGCACAGCAAAGCUUGUGGCAAAGUACAGGCCGUCGGUCCCGGUUCUCUCUGUUGCUGUGCCGGUUCUCACCACAGACAAUGUAUCUUGGUCCGUCAGCGAGGAGGCUCCGGCCCGUCACAGCUUGAUCUGCAGAGGUCUCAUUCCCCUGCUUGCAGGGGGCGUAGCAAGAGCGACAGAUACCGAUACAGCUGACGAGAUCCUGAGCACGGCUCUGCAGUGGUCAAAGAGGAGAGGGCUUAUCAAGCCAGGAGAUUGCAUUGUGUCUCUUCACAGCAUUGGUGGCGCUGGAGUGAUCAAGAUAAUCGACAUUAAGUGAGCGAAUGUGAGCCACAUCUUGAA
Chara braunii is the source of this 1636-nucleotide messenger RNA. The record is from the annotation of a GenBank genome assembly. NCBI's taxonomy places the organism in Eukaryota, Viridiplantae, Streptophyta, Charophyceae, Charales, Characeae.